Athene cunicularia (burrowing owl) is the source of this 1645-nucleotide messenger RNA. Its product is annotated as tektin-3-like. Bases 29 to 1270 code for a protein of 413 amino acids. Gene Ontology annotation, cellular component: sperm flagellum; nucleus; microtubule cytoskeleton. The record is from RefSeq and is a predicted model, not a curated record. The transcript is spliced from 5 exons. NCBI's taxonomy places the organism in Eukaryota, Metazoa, Chordata, Aves, Strigiformes, Strigidae. Gene Ontology annotation, biological process: cilium assembly; cilium movement involved in cell motility.
ACACAUACCUGAAUAGAAGAGUUCAAGAAUGGAGCUGGUUGGCUCUCCCCUAACAGCAACAUAUGCCCAUCCAAGAUCAACACCUACCAAGUUUCUGCCUGCUAUCAGCACCAUGGCUUCAAGCUAUAAGAACCAUUUUCCUUGCUACCCCUUGCCUCAGAGGGUCAGCCUCCCCUGGCUGCCCAGCACCUACCAUAAAACAGCGGCCAUCAACCCAAAUUUGGCUCCCUUUUCCAGAUGCUCCCAGGGGUUAGCCCCUAGCAAGAUGCUUGAUUCUGUUUCCAACAGAACAAGUGUCCUCAGCCGAUACACCCCUGAUGACUGGUACAGGUCCAACCUGACCAACUACAAAGAGUCGGAGACUUCCCGGCACAAUGCAGAGCGUCUGAGAGUUGAUACCUCCUGCAUGAUUCAGGAUAAGUAUCAGCAGACAAAGAAGACCCAACUAGAAAGCACCAAAAACCUGGGACAACGUGUCAAUGAUAUAGAAUUUUGGAAGUCAGAGCUUUGCCAUGAGCUGGAUGAGAUGAUUGGGGAGACCAACGCACUCACAGACAUGAAGAAACGACUGGAGAGAGCCUUGGCUGAGACAGAGGCCCCUCUCCAGGUCUCUCAGGAGUGCUUGCUUCACCGGGAGAAGAGGAUGGGCAUCGACCUAGUCCGUGACGACGUGGAGAACCAGCUCUUCACAGUAAGUCUGACAAACCUUGUCAACGAGGUCUAUGAAAUCGAUGAGACAAUCCAGAGCCUUCAGCAGCGGCUGAGAGAUGCUGAGGACACGCUGCAAGUGCUGUUUCACUCCAAGUCGGUCUUGGAGCAUGACCUGGCCAUCAAAGCCAACUCGCUCUUCAUCGACCAGGAGAAGUGCAUGGGGAUGCGCAAGACCUUUCCCAGAACUACACUCCAUGAAAUCUUCCAGGUUGAGAGGAACAUAGAAGCCAUCCGGAAAGCCAUUAGGGACAAAGGGCCUCCGUUAAAAGUGGCUCAGACUCGGCUGCAUAAGCGCACACGGAGACCAAACAUGGAGCUGUGCUGGGACGCUGCCCAGCUCCGCCUUGUCAACGAGGUCUGUGAAAUCGAUGAGACGAUCCAGAGCCUUCAGCAGCGGCUGAGAGACGCUGAGGACACGCUGCAAGUGCUGUUUCAUUCCAAGUCGGUCUUGGAGCAUGACCUGGCCAUCAAAGCCAACUCGCUCUUCAUCGACCAGGAGAAGUGCAUGGGGAUGCGCAAGACCUUUCCCAGAACUGUGCGGCUGCUGGGCUACGUUUAAGCUGGGCUCAGCUGAACUCGUGGUAUCUGUUGUGGGUGGUAUUCCCACUUUUGCUAGGAUGCAUUCCCAGUUUUGCUUUGACAAUACAGGAUUAGAUCUUAACUUCCUGAUGAAAGCCCUGAGUAGAAAUUAAAUGAUCACUUUGUGUGUUACAUGGUCUACCAGGAUUUUUGUUUCCCUUUGGUUUUUCUCUUUCCACUGCUCUUUCCCAGUGUGCUAGAAAGUAGGUGAAAACAUCCCCUGUGCGCCUAAGAGUAAAUCCACCCAUGGGGAUUCAUGCCUACCCUUUCAGUCUGUAAUUUUAGGAGAAAAACUGUCGUGUCUUCCUCCUUUGGAGUCUGUCUGAUGUGGGAAAAGCACAAGGGGAAGUCAAGC